GCGUGGACCCCGGUGGUAGGCGCUGCGCGUGCGUGAGGCUGGAGCAGGGGGCGGGGUGACAGGGGCCGGGGAUCCUGGGCCCGAAUGGCUGCGAGCUCAGAUUGUCACCCAGGUCCUCGUGAUCUAAAGCCCAAAACAAAACCAACACUUGCUUGGGUUAACUGAACAAAGUCAAUACAAAUAAAUAUGGAAAAUGAACCAGACCAUGAAAGUGUGGAACAGACCCUCUGUGCCAAGACUACUGAAGAAGAACUGAAUAAGACUUUCAAUCUAGAAGCUUCACUUUCAAAAUUCUCUUAUAUAGAUCUGGACAAGGAACUGGAAUUCAAAAAUGACUUGAUUGAUGACAAGGAGUUUGAUAUUCCUCAAGUUGAUACACCACCAACACUAGAAAGCAUACUAAAUGAGACUGAUGAUGAAGAUGAUUCUUUUGUUCUUGAGGAUCCUACAUUGUUAAACAUCGAUGCUAUUGAUUCUCACUCCUAUGAUACUUCAUCUGUGGCAAGCUCAGAUAGUGGUGACAGGACCAACUUAAAAAGGAAGAAAAAAUUACCUGAUUCUUUUUCACUCCAUGGAUCUGUUAUGCGACAUUCCCUUUUGAAGGGAAUUUCUGCCCAGAUAGUGUCUGCAGCUGACAAAGUAGAUGCUGGCUUGCCUACAGCAAUUGCAGUGUCCAGUCUCAUAGCGGUGGGAACAUCUCAUGGAUUGGCUUUAAUAUUUGAUCAAAAUCAAGCUUUGCGACUCUGUCUGGGUAGCACCAGUGUUGGAGGUCAGUAUGGAGCCAUCUCUGCCCUCAGUAUUAACAAUGACUGCUCAAGACUUCUUUGUGGCUUUGCUAAAGGACAGAUCACCAUGUGGGAUUUGGCCAGUGGAAAACUCCUAAGAUCAAUAACAGAUGCUCAUCCUCCAGGAACAGCUAUAUUGCAUAUCAAGUUUACAGAUGAUCCAACUCUUGCCAUUUGCAACGACAGUGGAGGCUCUGUUUUUGAACUGACAUUUAAAAGAGUGAUGGGAGUGAGAACAUGUGAAUCUAGAUGUCUGUUCAGUGGUUCCAAGGGUGAGGUUUGCUGUAUUGAGCCUCUGCACUCUAAGCCUGAAUUGAAGGAUCAUCCCAUCACCCAGUUUUCAUUAUUGGCCAUGGCAUCCUUAACAAAGAUACUGGUCAUUGGAUUGAAACCCUCCUUGAAAGUGUGGAUGACUUUUCCCUAUGGACGGAUGGAUCCUUCCAGUGUUCCACUGCUGGCCUGGCACUUUGUAGCUGUGCAUAAUUAUGUGAAUCCCAUGCUUGCCUUCUGCAGAGGAGAUGUUGUUCAUUUUCUGUUGGUUAAAAGGGAUGAAUCCGGAGCAAUACAUGUUACGAAGCAAAAGCAUCUUCAUCUGUACUAUGACCUCAUCAACUUCACUUGGAUAAAUUCACGAACGGUUGUGCUCUUGGACAGCGUAGAGAAGUUGCAUGUGAUUGAUCGACAGACGCAAGAGGAGCUGGAAACAGUGGAGAUCUCAGAAGUUCAGUUGGUCUACAACAGCAGCCAUUUCAAAUCGCUGGCCACCGGAGGGAACGUCAGCCAGGCGCUGGCUUUGGUUGGAGAGAAGGCUUGUUACCAAUCCAUCAGUAGCUAUGGUGGUCAGAUCUUUUAUUUGGGGACAAAAUCUGUUUAUGUGAUGAUGCUGAGAAGCUGGAGAGAGAGAGUGGAUCAUCUUCUGAAACAAGAUUGUCUUACAGAAGCCUUGGCUCUUGCGUGGUCUUUCCAUGAAGGAAAAGCAAAAGCAGUAGUGGGAUUAUCAGGGGAUGCCAACAAGCGAAAGGCUGUUGUUGCAGAUCGCAUGGUAGAAAUCCUGUUCCAUUACGCAGAUCGAGCUCUGAAAAAGUGCCCAGACCAGGGGAAAAUCCAAGUGAUGGAGCAGCAUUUUCAGGAUAUGGUACCUGUCAUAGUUGAUUACUGCCUUCUGCUGCAACGAAAGGAUCUUUUAUUUGGCCAGAUGUAUGACAAAUUAAGUGAGAAUUCAGUGGCCAAAGGAGUGUUUUUGGAGUGUCUUGAGCCAUAUAUUUUGAGUGAUAAAUUGGUGGGGAUCACACCCCAGGUAAUGAAAGACUUGCUUGUUCAUUUCCAAGAUAAAAAGUUAAUGGAAAAUGUGGAAGCGCUCAUUGUACACAUGGAUGUUACCAGCCUAGACAUUCAGCAGGUGGUUCUCAUGUGUUGGGAAAAUCGCCUGUAUGAUGCUAUGAUCUAUGUCUACAACAGAGGCAUGAACGAAUUUAUUAGUCCAAUGGAGAAACUUUUCAAAGUAAUUGCUCCUCCUCUGAAUGCAGGAAAAACACUUACAGAUGAGCAAGUUAUUAUGGGCAACAAGCUUCUCGUAUAUAUUAGCUGUUGUCUAGCAGGUCGUGCCUAUCCGUUGGGUGACAUCCCUGAAGAUCUUGUUCCCUUGGUUAAAAACCAGGUUUUUGAAUUUCUAAUUCGCCUGCAUUCGGCAGAAGCUUCCCCUGAGGAAGAAAUCUAUCCGUAUGUCCGGACUCUGCUACAUUUUGACACAAGAGAAUUUCUAAAUGUAUUGGCGUUGACUUUUGAAGAUUUUAAAAAUGACAAACAAGCUGUGGAAUAUCAACAGCGAAUUGUGGAUAUUUUGUUGAAAGUUAUGGUGGAGAAUUCUGAUUUUACUCCCUCUCAAGUAGGAUGUCUCUUCACAUUUCUGGCUCGUCAGCUUGCAAAGCCUGACAAUACUUUGUUUGUAAACAGAACACUUUUUGAUCAGGUUCUUGAAUUCCUCUGUAGUCCUGAUGAUGACUCUCGGCACUCUGAACGACAGCAGGUCCUUUUAGAAUUGCUGCAGGCUGGGGGCAUAGUUCAAUUUGAAGAGAGUCGGCUCAUCCGCAUGGCAGAAAAAGCUGAGUUCUACCAAAUUUGUGAAUUUAUGUAUGAACGUGAACAUCAGUAUGACAAAAUUAUUGAUUGCUACUUACGUGACCCACUGAGAGAGGAGGAAGUCUUUAAUUACAUUCACAAUAUCUUAUCCAUUCCUGGACACAGUGCAGAGGAGAAGCAGUCUGUAUGGCAGAAGGCAAUGGAUCACGUUGAGGAGCUCGUGUCCCUGAAGCCCUGUAAAGCUGCAGAGCUGGUUGCUACUCACUUUUCUGGACAGAUUGAAACAGUCAUAAACAAACUGCAGAACCAGGUUUUGCUUUUCCAAUUUUUGAGAAGUCUUCUUGACCCAAGGGAAGGUGUUCAUGUAAAUCAAGAAUUGCUGCAAAUAUCUCCCAGUAUUACAGAGCAGUUCAUUGAACUGUUGUGUCAAUUCAGCCCAAACCAAGUUAUAGAGACCCUGCAAGUCCUUGAGUGCUACCGCCUAGAGGAAACUAUUCAGAUUACUCAGAAGUAUCAGCUUCAUGAGGUCACUGCUUAUCUGUUAGAAAAGAAAGGAGACAUUCAUGGAGCCUUCUUAAUAAUGCUAGAGAGACUACAAAGCAAACUUCGAGGGAUAACCCAUCAAGAUACCAAAGAGGAUCCCUCCUUGAAGGAUGUUGAAGAUACCAUGGUAGAGACAAUUGCUCUUUGCCAGAGAAAUUCACAUAAUUUGAAUGAACAGCAGCGAGAGGCUUUGUGGUUCCCAUUACUGGAGGCAAUGAUGGCCCCUCAGAAGCUGUCCAGUCCUGCUGCACCUCACCUGCAGGCUGAGGCGCUGAAAUCUUUGACCAUGCAAGUCCUAAACAGCAUGGCAGCUUUUAUUGCCCUUCCAUCCAUCCUGCAAAGAAUCUUACAGGAUCCAGUUUAUGGAAAAGGAAAACUUGGAGAAAUCCAGGGACUUAUUCUGGGGAUGUUAGAUACUUUUAACUAUGAACAGACUCUGCUAGAAACAACUACUAGCCUUCUAAACCAAGAUCUCCACUGGUCAUUGUGUAACCUGAGAGCAUCAGUCACCAGAGGACUGAAUCCCAAACAGGACUACUGCUCCAUAUGUUUGCAGCAGUACAAGCGACGCCAAGAAAUGGCUGAUGAAAUUAUUGUCUUUAGCUGUGGCCAUUUGUAUCACUCAUUCUGUCUACAAAACAAAGAAUGCACCAUAGAAGUUGAAGGCCAAACAAGAUGGACAUGUUACAAAUGCAGCUCAAGUAACAAAGUAGGAAAACUAAGUGAAAAUUCGUCUGAAGUUAAAAAGGGAAGGAUAACCCCAUCACAGGUAAAAAUGUCGCCAUCAUAUCAUCCAUCCAAAGAGGAUCCUGCUGUGAAGAAGCUCAUCAAGACUUCCAGGCUGUAUGUGGGCUGUCACUCUGUUCCACAAUCCAGAUAGUGCUUCUAAAAUUCCAAGAGGAGGGCAUUUGGCACAGAGGUUAAGACACUGCUUGAGAUGCCCACAUCUCAUAUCAGAGUCCCAGUUCCUGGAUUCAAGUCCUGACUCUGCUUCCCAUCCAGCUUCCUGCAAAUGCACACCCUGGGAGGCAGCAGGUGGUGGCUCAAGUACUUGGGUCCCUGCCAGUGAGUUCCUAGAUCCUGGCUUUAGCCUGGCUCAGCCCCAGCUAUUGCAGGAAUUUGAGACAUGAACCAACAGAUGGAAGAUACUGUCUGUUGCUCUUACUCUCAUUUUCCCCCAAUCAUAAGCAAACUAAAUAAAUAAUUUUUAAAAUUUCCUGGAAAUUGUGAUUAACUUCAUCUUUCAAAGAUCACAGUUCUACUCUGCCUUUUGUUCAAAGUUUGAAAACAACAGUUGUAUACAUUUUGCCCAACUUUAUAUUUAAUUAUGAUGGGAAAGCUACUCCAGUGCAGUACUGUUGCUUUAUAAUAGGACUAUUUGGGAACAUCUAGUAUUGUGUAAUAUGUUAGCUUCAGCCAGCUUACAUCUUCUCAUUUCACUUUACUCCCUGCCUUUCACCUUCCAACAACCCAAUCCUACAGAGCAGUGGUCCAGAAGUCUUUCUCUCCUUCAGACAGCAAAGUCCUCUCUACAAUAAGCACAGUGCAACCAUACGUCUCACUGUUCUCCUGCCUAUGGUUUGUAGUUACACUGUGUAUUGCUUUGAGGGCUGCACCUGCUUUUUCAGUUGAUUCUAUACUCAUCUUGUUACCCGGUAACCAUAAGUAGGUCCAUCUGAUUAGGACAGGCAGGAAUAUGGGGACUGGAAAUGCCUCAGCAGUCCUGGCUCCGGGAGGAAACCAUGAGGGAGCUGCCCCUCAGAGCACCGCGCUGUCAUCACAGAGGCUCACGGCGGCAUCCAGCAAGGCUGCUGGAUUUUUGUCUCAAGUAGGCAACAACCAGUGGGAUAAUCCCAGGGAGCAAGCUUCAUUACAUGUAUGAGAUUGUCUCCCCUGUUUGGAUUUUAUGUUAGCAUGGCCAAAUGCCAGGCCAGUGUAAGACAAAGGCAGGGUUCUGACGUGCGUAGAAGAUGCCAGCCACUAAGAAGCUUCUGCAGUAACUGUGCUUCCCACUAUAAAAAUAGUCUCAGGGUAUAUUUUAGGUCUUCCCUUCUUAUCCAGUGGCCACAGUAUACCAAGUGGCAAGACUCUGGGUGUGCAUAGGACAUGCCCCCGGGUAAGAGUGAAACUGAUGGUCGCUGCCCCCGUCACCCAUCUCAUCCCACAGCACUGCUGUUUUCAUUUGUGUCGUGGAAAGUCCUACCCGCGACCCUGACAUCGCUGGAUACUGGCUCCCUUACCUGGGAGGUGACAGCAUCCAGCAAUGAUUUUCUAAUGUGUUUGGGAGCUUGAGCUUCUUGUUUGUGUGCAGCACUUACACUACGGUGGCCAGCCCUUCUAAUAGAACACUUCCUGUCAAGAAAUUGGGCAGGUUUUAAUGAAUUUGAUGAAGGAACUGUGUUAGUUAUCUAACAAUUCAGACUUCAUUCUGUAGAUGUCUCAUCAGUUGUUUGGGGUUUGCUUUCUUGUUAUGUUUUUUAAUCAGUUCUUUCCUUUUUAUUUUUAGCAUAGUGAGAUCAUCAGCUUUGCCAUCACAGAUUUUCCCCAGGCCAUUCCUCUCCUAGCAGGCCAGGCACAGGGUAGCCAAGCAUGUGCAGGUGCAGUGUGUGCGCCUCAGACCUCUCAGCCGAUUUGGACGUUUCAUUUUGUGAGAGGGAAAAUGUGCAGAUUAACCUAACAGGCAAAACCAGCCAUGUUCGUGGAAAGCUCGCCUUCUCCAUGGGUACAUGGGUCCACGUCCUGUCAGAUUCCCCAGACACCUGCCACUCCCCUCGUCCCGGGAACCCACGGUCCCAGUGCCUUUGUUGCCUCUGUGACACCUCAGGUUUGUCAGGUGGUUCAGCCGCUGCGGGGCCGCCCUGCUCUCGCACACUGCUCUUCAAUGUGUGUGGACCUCGGCUUCCUCACACACGUCGGGGACAAUAACUUCUGUGCCCGUGGGCUUCCAUGUGCAGCCAGCAGGGGCCAGAGACUGAGGCCUGAGGCCGGCGGGAGAUGUGUGUUUUCUCUGUGUCCCUCCCAAGAGCCUUGUGAGGCAGGCUCUGCAAGCAUACCCCCCGUGUCGUAGGUGAGACAACUGACACCAGGGAUAGCAGCUCAGCUAAUUAUAGCCUCCCUAAUUGGCGUCUGCACCACAUUCCGUGUUUUUCUCAGGUAGUGGUGGGAGCGUUCCUGAGCGCCCAGCCUGGAUCCCAGCUGUCCUUGUAUCUUGGUGCAGGGCUCUCACGGCACAGCUUGUCAGGCACUUCACUCUCCCCAACACAGUGCUCAUAGCUGAGGCUCACUGCCUUCAGUGGGUCUCUCGCUCCCUCUCUCCCAGGCCCUGCAUUUGUACCUCACAGGGCUGGUGGACAAAGUUUGCAGUUAACGGAAGCAGAGUCAUGAAGGAUCCCCAGGAGAAGGCCAGUGCCCACCAACGCAACAGGGACAAAGGGCUCCCUCAGACACCAUUGGUGGGAAUGUAAGUUAGUGCAGCCAUUGUGGAAAAUAGUACACCGGUUUCUCACGAUCUAGAGGAGUCCACAUUGUAGUGCAGCAGGGAAAGCCGCCCCCUGCGAUGCUGGCAUCUGAUAUGGGCGCCGGUUCGAGACCUGGCUGCUUUGCUUCUGAUCCAGCUCCCUGCUAACGUGCCUGGGAAAAGCAGUGGAAAAUGGCCGAAGUGCUGGGGUCCUUGCACCCACUUGGGAGAGCCAGAAGAAGCUCUGGGCUCCUGGCAUUGGCCUGGCCCAGCCCUGGCCAUUAUGGC
Messenger RNA from Oryctolagus cuniculus (rabbit), 7152 nucleotides. The record is from RefSeq and is a predicted model, not a curated record. NCBI's taxonomy places the organism in Eukaryota, Metazoa, Chordata, Mammalia, Lagomorpha, Leporidae.